GCAACGAUAAUUUCUCUUAAUAUACCGGUAUCCAAAUUGAUUGCAGCUAUGAGCGAUACCACCACCUCAUAUACGAAAACCGAGCUCGUCGAGUUGCAUGUUAAAAGCGACGGACAUCUACAUACCACGAAUGAUGGACAGGGGAGCGAGAAAUUGUCAAGAAGUGAGAAGGAUCAAGAAAGUGAAAAAGACUUAAUCCAAACCUCCCAUGAAUAUGCAGAAGCACGAAACUCCCCAAACCUGGGCAAAGCGUCUGAGCAAGAUACCAUUCAAUAUGUCACGGGAGCGAAGCUAGUUUCCAUCGUCGUCAGUAUCUGCCUGGCUGCUUUUUUGAUGCUCUUAGAUACCUCCAUCGUCAGCACGGCUAUCCCCGCCAUCUCAGACGAGUUUCACUCACUCCAAGAUAUCGGCUGGUACUCAGCGGCCUACAACCUCGGAUCAGCUUCGCUGCAGCCUUUGACGGGAAAGAUUUACAACUGUUUUAGUCUCAAGUGGACAUUUAUAACUUUCUUCGCCAUCUUCGAGAUUGGCUCUGCACUAUGCGGCGCUGCACAAUCAUCCAACAUGCUUAUUGUCGGGCGCGCCGUGGCUGGAGCUGGAGCAUCGGGUCUACUUAGUGGAUCUAUCAUCAUUAUAUCCUGCUGUGUACCUCUUCAUAGGCGUCCGCCAUUAAUUGGCCUAGUCCAGGGUGUUGCUCAGCUCGGUACAGUCAUCGCGCCUCUCAUAGGAGGUGCCUUCACGUCUGGCUAUACAUGGCGAUGGAGCUUUUAUAUCAACCUUCCAAUUGGUGCUAUCGUCGCCAUACCGAUUUUGACCCUUCAUAUCCCCGAUCAGAUGGGCAAACAACCUGCUUUGAAGGUCCUAUCUAAGAUCCACCACCAUCUAGAUCUAAUAGGAUUCGCCUUACUCGCUCCCGCCGUCAUCCAGCUUCUUCUCGCCCUCGAGUAUGGCGGAAACCAAUUUGCAUGGAAUUCAUCCCAGGUCAUUGGCCUUUUCAUUGGUGCCUUCGCAACCCUAGCUGUCUGGGUUCUAUGGAAUAACUAUAAAGGCGACGAUGGCCUCCUCCCCUUUUCUAUCAUGAGGCGGAGAGUCGUAUGGUCAAGCGCGUUGAAUUAUUCUUUUCAGAUGUCGACGCUCUUUGGUACAUCGUACUGGUUACCUAUCUACUUCCAGGCGAUCAAAGGCGUAAGUGCCAUACUGAGUGGCGUGUAUCUCUUACCCACCAUCCUCGGCCAGCUAGUCUUCGCUGUUUUAGCUGGAGUUCUUGUGUCCAGAGUAGGCUACAUACCUCCGUUCUCUAUAUACGCUGGCGUUCUUAUGUCAAUCGGCUGUGGUUUAUUCUCUUUGCUCCGACCAGAUACGGCAACUGGAAAAUGGGUUGGGUUUCAAAUCAUCGCUAGCUGCGGUCGCGGCGCUGGUUUACAAAUGCCUAUCGUUGCUGUUCAGAAUGCUGUAAGCCAGAAAGACUUAUCUCCAGCCAUGGCGUUCCUCCUAUGGGCACAGUACAUCGGCCCCACGAUUUUCCUAACAUUAUAUAACACGAUAUUCAACGCGAGUCUCAAAUCUUUGUUACCAAAGCAAGCCCCGAACGUCGACGUACAGGCUGUUCUAUCUGCCGGCGCAAGACAUUUCCGGGAUGUUGUUGAUCCCCGAGACCUACCGAAUGUCUUGAUUGCGUAUUCAGACAGCCUGGAUAGAGUUUUCUACCUCGUCGCUAGUGCCGGCGUGGGAGCUUUCAUUGCUGCUUGGGGUAUGGGGUGGCAGGAUACCAGAAAGAACGUGAAGGAAAUCAACCAGGCUAAAAAUGAUGAGCCUUGAAUCACGAAUUUCAAUCUGAUAGGAUUUAAGACGAAGCCGUCUAUAAAUGUUGGAUGUAUUGUAACGAGAAUUGUAUGAUUUGUAGCGAUAAGUUGGUUCCAUAGUCGGCAUCAAGCCUGUUUAGCCCCCUUUCCCACACCAUAGCAGCUUCGAGAGAGCCUCGAGCACCUAGAAUAAUUACCUAGUAGCUAUAUUAGGUAACAUUAUAAAUUUCAAAGCUUAUAUUUAGACGACCA
This is a messenger RNA of Annulohypoxylon maeteangense, 2054 nucleotides long. RefSeq names its product major facilitator superfamily domain-containing protein. Bases 49 to 1818 code for a protein of 589 amino acids. Gene Ontology annotation, molecular function: transmembrane transporter activity. The transcript has 10 exons. Gene Ontology annotation, biological process: transmembrane transport. The record is from RefSeq and is a predicted model, not a curated record. NCBI's taxonomy places the organism in Eukaryota, Fungi, Ascomycota, Sordariomycetes, Xylariales, Hypoxylaceae.